Messenger RNA from Rotaria socialis, 1074 nucleotides. The record is from the annotation of a GenBank genome assembly. NCBI's taxonomy places the organism in Eukaryota, Metazoa, Rotifera, Eurotatoria, Philodinida, Philodinidae.
AUGGCAGCAGCUAUCGUAAAAAAGCCUUGUGUUUUAUGUUGUAAAGGUGGAGGUGUUACUACAUGUGAUGGAUGCCAGCAAACAUUUUGCAUUAAACAUAUUAUUGAACAUCGACAAGAACUUGCUCUUCAACUGGAAAAUAUUGGACAAGAGCAUGACCUUUUCCGACGUGAUCUCACACACGAAGAUUUAGCUCAUUCUUUUUUCGUACAUAUCGAUGAGUGGGAACAAGAAUCGAUUGCUAAGAUUCAAGUAGCAGCCGAAGUGGCUCGAGCCGAUCUUCGACAAUUGAUUAAUCAAACAAGAAAUGAACUGAAAGCCUCUAUAGACAAGGUUACCAAUGAAAUGCAGUCAUGCCGAGAAAUCGAUGAUUAUACUGAAAUUGAUUUGUUACGAUGGGCAGAGAAGUUAAAAGAACUUCGAAAAUUAUUUGAAACACAACUAGAUUUUCAAAUUACAAACGAUGAGGAUGUGUCUACUUCUAUGUCGAUGAUCAAAGUACGUGAAGAACAAUUAUCUGGUGCCGUUCUUACUCAUAGCCGGCAAAUCGUUGAGAAUAAUGGCAUUCAUCAGGAAGUGCUCGAAUUAAAUCAUGAAAGAUUUAAUAAUUUUCAAGGAAAAGUCAUACUAUCAGGUAGUGGCCUUUUAGCAACAUGUUCCGGUACUUAUUGGGACGGUUCGAACGUGUACGGAACUCGUCUUUAUGAAUCUGGCAUGCAGAAAAUUUAUUUUCGAAUUGAAAAUAAAGGAACCAACAAUCUUUUCUUUGGCAUUAGGACAGCGUCACACGAUUUACCUGUGCAAACCUUAACAUCACCAUAUGUGUACGGUUGGUGGGAACUUGAACAAGCUAUAGAAAGUAUUAGUGGAUAUCGAAUUCAUAGUGAUAGAACUAUUCGAACAGGCGAUGAAAUAACAAUGAUACUGGAUUGCGAUAAUAGACAGAUACAAUUUCAACAUCAUCGAAUCAAUAUGAAUCUCAAGUUACCUGUUGAACUUGAAAAAUGUCCAUUUCCGUGGAAAAUAAUUGUCACACUACGAUCAGCUGGUGAUAGUGUUCGCAUUAUUUUAUAA